Molecule: messenger RNA, 2766 nt
Organism: Exophiala dermatitidis NIH/UT8656
Lineage: Eukaryota; Fungi; Ascomycota; Eurotiomycetes; Chaetothyriales; Herpotrichiellaceae
Exons: 1
Coding region: 183-2234 (683 amino acids)
Biological process (GO): intracellular protein localization; Golgi to plasma membrane transport; exocytosis
Cellular component (GO): exocyst
Source: RefSeq, a predicted model, not a curated record
ACGGGAUGGAGUGAAUCCGGGGUCAGGACUUCAGGCGGACUUCUUGUUACUCCAAGUCGGCUACCAACAGUUGUCUUGCUUGAAUCGCGUCGGUGGUGGACUUGGGCACAUGUGUGCCUGUCCAUCUACAUUUCCUUUCUGAAUAGCGCGGUUUCUUUGCUUUUGCUUGCUUACCUGUUGCAAUGGAUCCAAGGAACCUCACACUGCGAAGAAAGCGCAAGGACCGCCCUACGAUAAGCGCGCCUCAAAAUGCCUCUGGGCCUGGCAUCACCAGGCCAGCGGCACAACAAAAUAAGUCUGCGACCAAUCUAGCCGUACCCAGGGAACGAAAUGCCCCUACUGAAACGUCUGAUCUUGUCAAGCGACGAUAUUCUACGCGUUACAACCAACUACCAGACUUCAGCAAUGUUGCAACGCCCCCUGUGCCUGACUUGCCUGGGGCACUCAAACGACGUUCCCAGGGUGGUUCACCACGGCGUCCCGGGACGUCUCCCUCACGCCCGCUGCUUGUUGACAAUGAAGUGCUCAAAGACCCAAACCUGCAACACGAACGCUAUGUCACAGAACUCCUGUCCAAUGCAUCGGAGGAAGACAUUCAAGAAUACCAGACCAAUCUGCAGCGGCUGAAGAACCGAAACUCUGCCGAGCUUCAGCGGAGCGUGUAUCAGAACAGGACCCAGUUCAUUAAAAUCAGCAAAGAGGCGGAGAAGCUCAAAACUGAGAUGACUAUACUUCAAAAUCUUAUGUCCGAGUUGACAGGCACCCUCGGUCAGAGCAAUACGGGGACAACGCACAAUGCCGUUUCCACAGAGCUCAACGGCACUUCACAAUCAAGACGCAAUAUGAAUCGAACCUCGGUUGCAAACUUGGAGCAGAUGUGGAAUAUCCAACUCCAAGCAUUGUGGAAGAACGUGGAGAAAUCUCAGAAAUUUCUCCCGGCCACUCCUGGCCGCCAUAUUGUCGCGGAAACGGGCAACUGGAUUGAGCUGGAUAGUGCCACUUGGAAGCCGAAGCGGCCUGUGCAUAUUGUCCUGUUAAAUGACCAUCUUCUGAUCGCGUUCAAGAAGCGCAAGCGAGUGGACCCUAAUGCUCCUCAACAGGGCCCGGCGCCCACCAAACUCGUUGCGGAAGAGUGCUGGCCUUUACAAGACAUCGAGGUGAUAGAUAUGGCCGCGAGUUUAGCGUCCGGGAACCCGUCGCCCGCCGAAGUAAAGGCAGUCUCGUCUGCGCUCACUAUCAAAUCAGGGGGCAGGUCCCUUGUUUACCGGCAUGAAAAACGUGACGAGAAGGCCAAGAAUGGACUGCUGAUGGCUUUGCGGAAGGCCACAGAGGAAUGUCGAAAGGCUAGCAGGAGUCAUGACGAACAGGGCAAACCCCAAGGAGAGAGUCUGAACUAUUUUGCGGCGCGAGACCCGGUAUCUGCAAAAAACACUGACAUCAUCGAGAGCAUCAACUCCGUUAAAGAUAAGCCGGACAUUUUGAUUGAGGUCGAUGGCAAACAGCAGAACUUCCGCUGGGUCGAAGGGCAAAUCGACGAUCUCGAUAUCGAGAUAUCUCUACAGAGGUUUGAUGAAGCCGUGGAAAAGGUGGAAAAGUUGCGCAAGAUCGCCAGAGGUCUGAAGAACAACUCGGUCGCCCAGGAGCUCAUCACCGUCAAGGUCGAUGAACGUGCAGCCAAGGUUGCAACGGUUCUCUGCCGGGAACUCGUGGAGACGCCAUCGUUUAUGGAAGCGACGAAGAGGACUGCGGGGUACCUCAUUCGGUUGGGCUUCGACGACAGAGCUCGCGAACUCUACCUGAAAGCGCGCAGCGACACUCUGACCAAGCGCGCACGGCAAUGUGUUUUCGAAGGCGACCUCCAUCGAUAUGUCUACUCAAUUUCCUACGUGUACUUCACAAUUAUCAAGAACACAGUGCUGAUCUACCAAGCCUCGUUUCCUCCGGCCACUAUCAGUGCGUGUAUCAAAUGGGCGAAUGACCACCUCGAAACGUUCAACACUUUGCUUGUACGACAACUGAGUGCCAUAGACAAGGAUAGCAAACUUUGGCGAGAAUGUAUGGACGUUGUCUGGGCUCACGAGAGGGAGAUGCUGGGCAAUGUGGGCCUGGACUUUCGCGAGGUCAUUGGCAGGGGGCUUGAGGUACGAGAGAUCCCCGGCAUCAGGACCGGGAACCUAUCUGGAAGCAAUGCAGAGCAGAGCAGGUCAAGGUCCCGUACCAGAGGCAAUGCUUGAGAGGUCAUGGCUCUCGCGUUUACGGGCAAGACAUCUUCCAUCCUGUCCUGGGCCGGCUCUAUCUCCGCGGUAUUACUUCGGAGUUGCUAUUGUACAGCGGUCCCAAGGACAUUGGACAACCGCAAACCUGCAGGAGGGACGUCGGAGGACGCAAAGCGAGGAUCUGCUUUCGAGCAUUUUGAGCGGAGAUGAAUGUAUUGGUUCUUUUGUUGUUGGACAAGCUCCACAGUUGGUAUAUGCAAGAUGGAGCAAACUCCGCGCUUGUCGCUAAUGGCUGAAAUUACAUUUUUCCUGCUUAUAUCUUCCUCAUCUUGACUCUCGGAAGGUUCCAUUUAGAAGGGGUUUUCCCUGAUGAGACGCCAGGCGGAUCGUCUCAGGUGAUAUUACAUGGGUACACAUGAUGUACAAAUAAUCAGGCCCUCAAGCUUUUCUUGGUUCCGUACCACUGCACCGAAGCGUGCUGCAUAGAAUGAUUCAAAGAAGCUAUGAGGGUGUCAACUGGGGUAGCUGGCUGAAAUCUAUUCGUUGAUCU